This is a messenger RNA of Filobasidium floriforme, 901 nucleotides long. RefSeq lists its product as uncharacterized. NCBI's taxonomy places the organism in Eukaryota, Fungi, Basidiomycota, Tremellomycetes, Filobasidiales, Filobasidiaceae. Bases 236 to 826 code for a protein of 196 amino acids. The record is from RefSeq and is a predicted model, not a curated record. The transcript has 2 exons.
UUGCGGGAUGCGACAUAUUGAGGAUUUCAAAGACCUUUUCGAGAUAAAGGGAUACGUCGCCGCCUAUCAGGAAGGAUAAUACACGGGCUCCAACUGGGCCACGACACGGGAUGUCCCGAGACAGAGGUAUAAAGUGCAUGCAUUCUGACGAAAUACCAGAUUGGUUCCCCCGCCAAUCUUUUUCUUGCCACUUUUACGAUAUCAGGCCCAACUCAUCGAUUCCAACUGUGUCGACAUGUUCGCCACACCCUCCUUCAUACUCCUUCCGCUGCUGGCAGCUCUUCACAUGAUGAUCUCGGUCAAGGCAGUCGAGUCGACCAUCCCAGCCGUGUGGCCGAAUCUCGAGGAUUAUCUGAAAGAACAUAACGGCGCUUCGUCGCCCCUUUUACGGAACACCAGUCGCUUCUGGGACCCAACCAAGACGAGCAGCUUUGAUGCUCAACGUGCCUUGGCUGCCGCGAACGUGCAGACGGGUUGCGCUCUUGCCAUAUAUUAUGACAAGAUUGACGCGCGACUCGAAGAGAGAGAUGUUGGAACCUUCAUCACCACGGCAUAUGGGCUUCCGAGUUAUAUCUGGCCCCUCGCGAUCGCCCCGAUCUGUGUCGACGGGGACACCGUGCAACCUGCCGAGUACCCUUCGUCAUCGUCUGACGACGAGACUGUCGUCUUUUGGCAGGCUCAUGCCAAUGCGGAACAGGACGCAUACUUGAUCUUGCCUGCCGCAAUGAACGUCAACGCCUUUGACAUUGGAAACGAUUGUGUCAUUCUUUCACGCGACACGAUCGGAGCGUUGCAAUGGGGAGGUGCUUCGAUCAAUAACGAGUGAGUCAUGCGUCUGACUGGAGCAGAGCAAAAGAAACAGCGCUAGAAUGCUGAAAGCACAGAUCUGAUAGAGUAAACG